AUGACCCGUGCGGCUAUCGCGGAGCCAAUUGGCGACCGGCGGUGCCGCCGGGUUCUGGAGAAGCAACAGCAGUUCUCGCCAGAGCUCGAUGGCAUGGUCCGGAGGCGUGGUAAGCGGUGGGCAUUGCCAAAGCUUGGAAACAAGCAAAAAUGUCACUUGGGCACUGAGAAAUCUGCGAGCACUAAGGAGACCCUGCCGUCUCCAGCAGUCGUCGAAGUGGACGGUUCACUGCAGCCGGCGGACGGCGGCUCCGUGGAACGCCACGGAAGCGCGGCAUCGCUGCACCCACCCGAGCCCGUGCACGACAUACGGCGCUUUGAGGAAGAGAUGAACUACAACUACGCCGUGUGGCAGGCAGAGACCGCGGGCGUCUGCCUGAUGUCCUUCCUGGUGAUCCUGUCAGGAUUGGCGCUCCUCUGCCUGCUGAUGUUGUCAAUGCGCGACCAGAAGGGCCUCUCAGCUGUUGUCUCCAACAUAGUGGGCGCUGCCUACCCGCCACGUCACAAGGGUGCCCAAUAGAAACCUUUUUAAAUGGAGCUUCCCGCGUGUCUGAGAUCACCCCAUGCACAAACCGAAGAAAGCUAAUAAAACACACGCAUCACAUUUCCACUGCAAUCGACCUCUUGCGGACUCCAAAGUCAUAUACGGACACCAAACGUCUGUGUUGAAGUAAAACUCCCCUCAACAGUGGA
Dermacentor andersoni is the source of this 692-nucleotide messenger RNA. RefSeq lists its product as uncharacterized. The record is from RefSeq and is a predicted model, not a curated record. NCBI's taxonomy places the organism in Eukaryota, Metazoa, Arthropoda, Arachnida, Ixodida, Ixodidae.